AUGGCUUUACCGGGUUGGGUGAAAUGGAUGUUGAAGUACAGAAGUCUCAUCUUCCUCAUUGUCUAUCCCAUCCUUCUCAGUCCGCUUGUUAUUUUCCACAAUACUAGCGAGGCUAAAGGUGCUUAUGCCUUGUUGCUGAUGGCGGGCUAUUGGAUAACCGAAUGCAUACCAAUCUACGUUACAGCCCUUCUUCCCAUUAUCAUGGCACCUUUGAUGGGUCUACUCUCGUCAAACAACACCUGUAUCGAAUACAUGCGGGACUCAUGCAUGCUUUUCAUUGGUGGAGCCUUUUUGGCUGUCGCUACGGAACACCGAAAUCUCCAUCGCCGAAUCGGUUUGGCUGUUAUGAAAAUUAUGGGAGGAGACCCCCGAAUAAACGCUCUCAUGAUCACUAGCUUUAGUAGUGUUCAUAUUGGCCACCUUAAUGCAGAAAUGGACAAACCGUUUUUUUUUAUCAGUUGGGCCAUCUGGUUGAUGUUGGGACUUAUGCUGCCCACGUGGUUCCUCUCUAUGUGGAUGAGCAAUGCGGCUGCAACAAUCAUGAUGCUAACCAUCGUAGAGGCCCUCGUAUCUCGUCUUGAAGCAGUGAAACCUGAGGAAGAGGUCGGUUUGACUGCGAAAUCAGGCAAAGCUAAAGACGGCAAUACUCAAGACGGAGCGUGGAUCACUGGAGACCUCCAGAGCUCUGAGAGUGGCGUCCCUGCUGUACAGAUUGAAGGACAAAACGCAACUACGGUGGACAAAAGAAGUGCACACAACGAGGAACUGCGCAAGCUGGCGUCUGGUUUGAGUUUGGGUAUUGCUUUCGCAUCCAGCUGCGGGGGUAUGGGCACCGUCAUCGGCACGCCAACUAAUGUCGUCUUCUACGGUAUGGUGACCGAGAAGUUCUUCAAACGCAGGGGACAUGACAAGGCCCGAGACGAAGCUUUCAAGGCGAUCCUCGAGGAAGAGAAACGCUCUCUGGGUCCAGUCAAGUGGGCUGAGGGAACAUGCAUGACUGUGCUGGCCUUUGUUGUUCUGCUCUGGAUCUCCCGUGAACCCGGCGCACCCGGCUGGUCAAAAUUUAUGCCCAAGGUCAUGCGUAACGGAAAACUGACCCCUCUUGUCACUGACACGCAACCGGCCAUCAUCGGAACCGUGCUCUUCCUGGUCUUACCGGCAUAUAACCCGUUUGCGAAAAAGAUACGUGACGGCACACCUGCCGAUCCGGAGGAGACGGUGCUUCCAUGGAAAGUCGCUGCAAGCAAAUGCCCUUGGAGUGUGCUCAUCCUACUCGGCGGUGGUUUCGCUCUUUCUAAAAUUUGCUCGGUUUCCGGCCUAUCAACCCUUGUGGGUGAGAAUAUGAUCGCUCUCAAAUCCCUACCCGUGAUUGCCCUGGUCUACGUUAUCACAAUCAUCGGCUCCGCCAUCACCACCUUUGUUGCGAACGCGGCCACCGCUACAGUGCUUCUGCCUAUCAUGUUUCAGCUGGCGGAGACUCUCCAUGUUCAUCCCUUCAGUCUGGGCCUGCCCGUCACAAUUGCAGCCUCACUGGCUUUCAUCCUGCCAGCAGCAACACCAGCCAACGCUAUUGUGUUCGGCAGGGGCCGCGUCAAGAUGAAUGAAAUGUGGUUUGCUCGUCUGUCUGGUCGGCCAGCUGGUUACCGUCUUCUGUUCGUCCACGUACGCCAUACCUCUGUUCGACCUCAACACAUAUCCCGCCUGGGCGCCUAA
Dibothriocephalus latus is the source of this 1713-nucleotide messenger RNA. Lineage: Eukaryota; Metazoa; Platyhelminthes; Cestoda; Diphyllobothriidea; Diphyllobothriidae. The record is from the annotation of a GenBank genome assembly.